Zea mays is the source of this 4295-nucleotide messenger RNA. Its product is annotated as sucrose synthase 1. The record is from RefSeq and is a predicted model, not a curated record. Gene Ontology annotation, molecular function: sucrose synthase activity. Gene Ontology annotation, biological process: sucrose metabolic process. NCBI's taxonomy places the organism in Eukaryota, Viridiplantae, Streptophyta, Magnoliopsida, Poales, Poaceae. The transcript has 15 exons. The coding region runs from base 1392 to 3842 and encodes 816 amino acids.
GGAGCAAAGAGGCCCCCACCCCUGCCCCCGCAAUGCGUGUAUAAAACGGGGCCCGGGGCUGCCGCUCAACUCACCCAUCCAUUCCACCUCCGUUCACCCCGUCCAUUUGAUUUGCGUUCACUGCGUUGCGUUUCCUUGGAGGGGAUUGUUCUCUCCUCUCCUUUGGAUUGGAGGUCCCUCCUUCUUCUCCUCUCUCUCUCAGAGGAAGGUAAUGCAAUGGGGGUGCUCUAGCCCUCUCCUCCUCUGCUCCUGCCGUCCUGCGUGGGUGCGUGCGUGGACGCUGGUCUGCUGUCCUGCUCCGGGCGAAAUGCCGCCGCCGCUCGCCGUGACUGAUGCUCCUCCUCCUGGUCGUGUCCGAACGCGCCGGACGGUGCCGCCGGUAGCAUGUAGGAACUAUACGCUCCGCUCGGACCUGGUCAUGAUCGAUCGAUGGUGUAGGGGAGGUCAUGCCGAAUUUUUUCGCCCGGUUCUCUGAACCUGCCGCCACUCUGCAGGCGGGGGAGGUGCUGCCUCUGCAUGCAGUUGCUUUCCUUGCAGCUAUAGCCAAAACAAACAAAACAAAAGACGGGUUUUUUUACGGCUGUUGUACCAGCCUACCAGGGGAUAGCUAGCGACUAGCGUCCGUGAGAUCCAGAGAACUAUUGUCUGCCACUUGACGAGAUCCUAGGGGAGCGGAGGGAGCCUGCUUAUCCGCGCAGGAACGACGGUGUUAGCUUCUGGAUCUGGGGUUUACUGAGCACCAAGGCUCUUGCAAACUCCGGGUUUAAGGUUUCAUAUAUAUAUAUUUUUUGCAUACUCCCGAGUUGGUACCAGAACGCUAGUAGAUCCGGCGCUUCUUUGUUUCCUCUUUAAUUAACCAAUAUUUUUGCAAGAAAUAUUUCUGUGACGAUUUUCCUCGGAUAAGUUGUUGCCUUGUUGGCUUUAUCCGUCCGGAUGCCCCGCCAUGUGCUCCUUGUCUCGGGACUCGGAGACAGGCUGACAGUCCUGGGUUCUUGUGCUAAUGGCCAUGGUUAACUUACGUUAAUCCUGCGCCUUAUUAUCAUCAUCUAGGUGUAAUUACUUCCGUUUGUGCUAAUCACCUCGUGAUUGCCUGCAAUAAGGAACCCCAGCCCCCCCACCUUGCUGAUGCCGUGCUUUUCUAGAGAAGUACCCUGCCGCGUCACGCUUCGUCCUCGCCUGCUUUGGAUUCAACGGCUUUUUGGAGGCCGAGGCCAUUGGUGCCAUGCGGCCAGCCCUUUUCUUCUCCAUGGUUCCCAUCGAUGUGUUUUUGUUCGGUUCUCUCGUCAGAUCUGUAUAAAUAGGCGCCUCCCUUCUCCGCCAUUCCUCGGUCCUCUGAAGCGUUUCAGUUCAUCGAUUCAGUUCUUGCCUGAGGAUCCAGGAAGAGGACAGCAAUGGGGGAAGGUGCAGGUGACCGUGUCCUGAGCCGCCUCCACAGCGUCAGGGAGCGCAUUGGCGACUCACUCUCUGCCCACCCCAAUGAGCUUGUCGCCGUCUUCACCAGGCUGAAAAACCUUGGAAAGGGUAUGCUGCAGCCCCACCAGAUCAUUGCCGAGUACAACAAUGCGAUCCCUGAGGCUGAGCGCGAGAAGCUCAAGGAUGGUGCUUUUGAGGAUGUCCUGAGGGCAGCUCAGGAGGCGAUUGUCAUCCCCCCAUGGGUUGCACUUGCCAUCCGCCCUAGGCCUGGUGUCUGGGAGUAUGUGAGGGUCAACGUCAGUGAGCUCGCUGUUGAGGAGCUGAGAGUUCCUGAGUACCUGCAGUUCAAGGAACAGCUUGUGGAAGAAGGCCCCAACAACAACUUUGUUCUUGAGCUGGACUUUGAGCCAUUCAAUGCCUCCUUCCCCCGUCCUUCUCUGUCAAAGUCCAUUGGCAAUGGCGUGCAGUUCCUCAACAGGCACCUGUCAUCAAAGCUCUUCCAUGACAAGGAGAGCAUGUACCCCUUGCUCAACUUCCUUCGCGCCCACAACUACAAGGGGAUGACCAUGAUGUUGAACGACAGAAUCCGCAGUCUCAGUGCUCUGCAAGGUGCGCUGAGGAAGGCUGAGGAGCACCUGUCCACCCUACAAGCUGAUACCCCAUACUCUGAAUUUCACCACAGGUUCCAGGAACUUGGUCUGGAGAAGGGUUGGGGUGAUUGCGCUAAGCGUGCACAGGAGACUAUCCACCUCCUCUUGGACCUCCUGGAGGCCCCAGAUCCGUCCACCCUGGAGAAGUUCCUUGGAACGAUCCCCAUGGUGUUCAAUGUCGUUAUCCUCUCCCCUCAUGGUUACUUCGCUCAAGCUAAUGUCUUGGGUUACCCUGACACCGGAGGCCAGGUUGUCUACAUCUUGGAUCAAGUGCGCGCUAUGGAGAACGAAAUGCUGCUGAGGAUCAAGCAGUGUGGUCUUGACAUCACGCCGAAGAUCCUUAUUGUCACCAGGUUGCUCCCUGAUGCAACUGGCACCACCUGUGGCCAGCGCCUUGAGAAGGUCCUUGGCACCGAGCACUGCCAUAUCCUUCGCGUGCCAUUCAGAACAGAAAACGGAAUCGUUCGCAAGUGGAUCUCGCGAUUUGAAGUCUGGCCGUACCUGGAGACUUACACUGAUGACGUGGCGCAUGAGAUUGCUGGAGAGCUUCAGGCCAAUCCUGACCUGAUCAUCGGAAACUACAGUGACGGAAACCUUGUUGCGUGUUUGCUCGCCCACAAGAUGGGUGUUACUCACUGUACCAUUGCCCAUGCGCUUGAGAAAACUAAGUACCCUAACUCCGACCUCUACUGGAAGAAGUUUGAGGAUCACUACCACUUCUCGUGCCAGUUCACCACUGACUUGAUUGCAAUGAACCAUGCCGACUUCAUCAUCACCAGUACCUUCCAAGAGAUCGCCGGAAACAAGGACACCGUCGGCCAGUACGAGUCACACAUGGCGUUCACAAUGCCUGGCCUGUACCGCGUUGUCCACGGCAUUGAUGUGUUCGACCCCAAGUUCAACAUCGUGUCUCCUGGCGCGGACCUGUCCAUCUACUUCCCGUACACCGAGUCGCACAAGAGGCUGACCUCCCUUCACCCGGAGAUUGAGGAGCUCCUGUACAGCCAAACCGAGAACACGGAGCACAAGUUCGUUCUGAACGACAGGAACAAGCCAAUCAUCUUCUCCAUGGCUCGUCUCGACCGUGUGAAGAACUUGACUGGGCUGGUGGAGCUGUACGGCCGGAACAAGCGGCUGCAGGAGCUGGUGAACCUCGUGGUCGUCUGCGGCGACCAUGGCAACCCUUCCAAGGACAAGGAGGAGCAGGCCGAGUUCAAGAAGAUGUUUGACCUCAUCGAGCAGUACAACCUGAACGGGCACAUCCGCUGGAUCUCCGCCCAGAUGAACCGCGUCCGCAACGGCGAGCUGUACCGCUACAUCUGCGACACCAAGGGCGCCUUCGUGCAGCCUGCUUUCUACGAGGCUUUCGGGCUGACGGUGGUUGAGGCCAUGACCUGCGGCCUGCCCACGUUUGCCACAGCCUACGGCGGUCCGGCCGAGAUCAUCGUGCACGGCGUGUCUGGCUACCACAUCGACCCUUACCAGGGCGACAAGGCGUCGGCCCUGCUCGUGGACUUCUUCGACAAGUGCCAGGCGGACCCGAGCCACUGGAGCAAGAUCUCCCAGGGCGGGCUCCAGCGUAUCGAGGAGAAGUACACCUGGAAGCUCUACUCGGAGAGGCUGAUGACCCUCACCGGCGUGUACGGGUUCUGGAAGUACGUGUCCAACCUGGAGAGGCGCGAGACCCGGCGGUACCUGGAGAUGCUGUACGCGCUCAAGUACCGCACCAUGGCGAGCACCGUGCCGCUGGCCGUGGAGGGAGAGCCCUCCAGCAAGUGAUGCGCGACGGCGGCCACAGACCUGAUCGAUCGAUGAGCGAGAGGGAGCACUCGGAGUGUCGUGUCUUUUCCCUUGCCAUUUCUUUCUUUUUUUCCCUUCCCGGAGGCGAAAAAAAGAGUCUGCUUUUGCUAGGCGGCGGGCGUUCGUUGCUGCUCUUUGCUUCAAGAGUUAAAUUUACCUACCUUGUCAAGGUCUUGUUCCAUCAUUGAUCCGGGUGUCGCUUUUUUAGUAGUCUGAUGGACUGUUAGUAGUUUGCGUUGCGUCGGUUGAGAGGGAACGUUGGUGGUGGUGGUGUGUGUGCAGUCAGGCGUGGUGCUCCCUUUGUUUCCUGGAUGGGAUGUUGCUCCUUGAAUAAUAAUCGUAGUGGCCUUGGAGCCCUUUUCCUGAAAUAAGAGCAGCAUCCUAGUGCUUACCUUUGCAGCUGUAACUGGUGUUUGCCUCAGGAUUUUUGCU